AUGGCCCUACCUCUCACCAGCUGCAGCACCCUGAAGAGUGGACCCUACACCUCACCUUGGAACCCCAGUAGAGCUGGCCCUGGUGGCAUAGGUGUGGACAAGCUGGCCCUGAGGACACUGGGGCAGGAGAAACAGCCCCACGUUUGCUGCUGCUUACUACAUAGGAACGUGUUCGGGCCCGCGGCAGGGGGCGGGGUCGCGCCUCCGCCUCGGCUCUGGUUCCAGCCGAGCCUCACCGACGCCGCCGCGAUGGAAAUCCCGAGGCUGCUCCCCCCUCCGGAGGAGGAGGCCGAGGCCCCGGCCGCCGCCCAGAGCCCCCGCGGGCCUCUGGGCCCGGGCCCGGGCGUGGUGCUCUACCUGUGCCCGGAGGCGCAGUGCGGACAGACCUUCGCCAAGAAGCACCAGCUGAAGGUGCACCUGCUGACACACAGCAGCAGCCAGGGCCAGCGGCCCUUCAAGUGCCCCCUGAGCGGCUGCGGCUGGACCUUCACCACGUCUUACAAGCUCAAGAGACACCUGCAGUCGCACGACAAGCUGCGGCCAUUUGGCUGCCCGGUGGAGGGCUGUGGCAAGAGCUUCACCACCGUGUACAACCUCAAAGCGCACAUGAAGGGGCACGAGCAGGAGAACUCCUUCAAGUGCGAGGUGUGCGAGGAGAGCUUCCCCACGCAGGCCAAGCUCAGCACCCACCAGCGCAGCCACUUCGAGCCCGAGAGGCCUUACCAGUGUGCGUUCUCUGGCUGCAAGAAGACGUUCAUUACUGUGAGCGCCCUGUUUUCUCAUAACCGCGCCCAUUUCAGGGAACAGGAACUCUUUGCCUGCUCCUUCCCUGGCUGCAGCAAGCAGUAUGACAAGGCUUGCAGGCUCAAGAUCCACCUGCGCAGCCACACGGGAGAGAGACCUUUCCUUUGUGACUUUGACGGCUGUGGCUGGAACUUCACCAGCAUGUCCAAGCUCCUAAGACACAAGAGGAAGCACGAGGACGACCGCAGGUUCACCUGUCCCGUGGAGGGCUGUGGCAAGUCCUUCACCAGGGCCGAACACCUGAAAGGCCACAGCAUCACCCACCUGGGCACGAAGCCUUUCGUGUGCCCCGUGGAAGGCUGCUGUGCCAGGUUCUCCGCCCGGAGCAGUCUCUACAUCCACUCCAAGAAGCACCUGCAGGACGUGGGCACUUGGAAAAACCGUUGCCCGGUCUCCACCUGUAACAAACUCUUCACGUCCAAGCACAGCAUGAAGACCCACAUGGCCAAGAGGCACAACCUCAGCCAGGACCUCUUGGCCCAGCUGGAAGCCGCCAACUCCCUGACGCCCAGCAGCGAGCUCACCAGCCAGGGGCAGAACGAUCUCAGUGGUGCAGAGCUGGUGUCUCUCUUCUCCGAUGUGCCUGGCCACAGUUCUGCUGCGGUGCUGGACACGGCCUUGGUCAAUUCUGGCAUCUUGACUAUUGACGUGGCCUCCGUGAACUCGACCCUCGCGGGAGGUCUCCCUGCCGAUAAUAAUAACCAUUCCUUAGGGCAAGCGGUGGACCCCCGGGCCCUGCGGGCCCCCAGUGACCUUCCCCAGAGUCUGGAUACCUCUCUCUUCUUCGGAACCUCGGUGACUGGUUAUCAGCAGAGCCCCUUAGACAUGGACGAUGUCUCCGGCGGAAACGUGGGGCUCUUCGGCUCCUUGGCUCUGAAGAACUCAAGCCUGGAGCCCCAGGUUUUGACGCCCAGCAAUAAGUUAACCGUGGACACGGAAGCUCUGACCCCCUCCAGCACCCUCUGUGAAAACAGUGUCUCCGAACUACUGACCCCUGCCAAAGCCGAUUGGAACGUGCAUCCCGAGUCUGACUUCUUUGGGCACGAGGAAGAAACCCAGUUUGGAUUCUCCAAUCCGACAGGAAGCCAUGGUUCUCAGAAAGAAACAGAUCUGAUCACGGUGACUGGCGCCCCCUUUUUGAUAUGAACCCACUCUGCCUGUGCCCUGCCAUGUGGCUCACUCUUAGGACGCUCGAAUCUGAGGACGUUCGGGAUGGAGUGCUUACGUGCAGUCGUUUCUUGCUGCCUUGCGAAGGAACGCAUCUGUGGACUUCAAAUUUAGAGGUUUAAAUUCUCAUCCCGAGUCUGGAACUGAUGAGUUCUGUGACUGUGAGCAAGUCUCUUAACCUAGCUGAGCCUUAAUUUUUUUUUUUUACUCAUAAAGGAGGUGGUUUGGUUAGAUUUCUUCUCUCUUUUCAGCUUUUUAGGUUCUUAAUAUUAAGUGUUUUCUUCCUUGAAAUUUAUUGUGACAACCCAACCAUGAUAUGCCCUUAUUUUGAAUAUAAAGUAAUUUAAGUUAUGUGAUAGUGAAUAUAUGCUUUGCACUUGACUUCAUCAAUUGUAAUUCCAUGAAUCAUCUUAUUUGUCGUUAUUCUCUUCCCUUUUUUAGUACUAUUUUUGAAGGAGCACCUGAUAUUAGUUAGUAAUAAAUAUUCAGUACAGAUCUUCAGAAUGCAUUGGUCUUUAGAAAAAAAUUAUUAUAAUAAUUUUUAUAUCAAUUAAAAUCCAUGUUUUUAACUUCAUAUUGUUAUAUAAAUGCUACCUGGUUUAAUUAUCUUUAAUGUUCUGAAGGUUAUUUUAAUCUCUAUGUUCCAUUUUCCCCCUUAAGAAUUUAUUCCUUGAAAGUAAUUAUUUUUUGACUAGAAUUUGCCACAUCCGUCUUAUUUUUGAUGAUUGUGUCCUUGUUUCACUUGAUUUUCUCAAUUUUGUAAUGAUAUUGAUCAUAUUCAAAUAUUAUUUUUGCAUGGAUGUUUUAUAGUUUGCCAUGUGUUCUUUUAAUUUCCUUACAAUGUCUCCCUUUCUUUUUGUGAUACUGAAAGCCUUUGCUGAUCAAGACAUUUGUUUGUGAUUCCUUUUGCUUCUGAUAUGUUGAAUUGUUCUUGUACAAUCGCUAACAGUUAGGGGAGAAGGAAAUGUUGUUUAGAACACUUAGGAAAGUUUAAUAGAAAUAUUAUUCAGUGCCGGAAUAUUUUCUUAAAUGAUGUUAAAACUAACAAGACAAAAUAGCAAAGAGAAUUGUGUUUCCUGUUGUCAUUGUUGAUAUUUCUGACAUCUUUUGGGGGUAGUAGGGAGGUUGUGUUGUAGAAUUGCCAUCUAGGACUUUGACAUGAAAGAGACUCAGGGUCCAGUCCGUGCUCUAUGGUGUUGGAGAGGUUGUCUUGAAGAUAUUGGUCUCACUAAAUCUCAGUUUCCUGUUUACUGAUUAAUGUGUAUGCACAUGACUAACAUUCCUUAGACUUUUCAUACUGUUAUCAACACAUAAGAAAAAGCAUGUAUUUCAGCACAUUUUGGUGACUUUAUAUGCUCUUUUUACAGUCUCAGUUUUUCAUGUUGUUCGGGGAAAAAUAGACAUAAUUCAGCCCCAUUGGUAUUCAAGAUAACAAAGUGUUGUGAGGUUUAGAAUGAAACAGGAAAGUGUCUCUUUAUUCCUUACUCUGAAUAAUUUUCUCUCCCAAAUUGUUGUGGGAAAAAACAGGAGUGGAAACACUGCUCACAUGGUUAUUUCCAUACCUCUCCAUUUGAUCAGUCUGUCAACAUCCUUCUUCUGUUUCUAGCAUCAGGCUUCUCUCUGUGACUGUGGAGCUUUGAGUCUUUCAAAAUCUGAUUAAGGAACAGAGGGUGAUCAUAUCCUUUGUGAUCUGAAGAGAGCAUUGCUUAUAGUUUUCCAGAAAUGAAAGAUGGAAUCUCAAUAGUGUGUAAACUCUGUACAGAGAGUAUAGCAUUUUUAGUUUGUGGAAUGUUUUCAUAACUUAUGUCUUUCGUUUUUGUUCAGAGCAACCCUGUGAAGUAGGUUUAGCAAAGUCUGUGCAUGUUUCAUAUUAUGAUUUAGCCAGCUCACAUUCCAACUGCUUUUGGCUAUGACUGACAAGUCUAUAUAUAGCUUCUUCACAAAAGAAGAAAUGUUUUUCACCUCUCCUGUCUGCAACUUUCAAGAUUCACUCUCCUCUGUCAUAACUGGUUGCUUUGUUCCAACUUAAUUGGUUUCUGUUUGCUUCUGCUUACUUUUUCUAUAGUCUAAUCCCUCGCCUAUGCAUCCUAGUCCUUACAUACCUUUCUUUUUUGUUUGUUAGAGGAUAGACAUUUUUUCUGUGACUGUCCCUUCAACAUUUUCCUCAUGGCACAUUUUCUUCCAGUACUAGCAUUCAUUGAGUGUAUACUAUAGUUCUGUGUGUACAGUAAAAAGCUAUUUUCUGAGCUUAAAUAAUACUGUGUGUAUAUAUGAUUCAAAGCAUAAAGGAGAUUAUUUUUUAUGCUGUUCAAAUGAGAAGUGAAUUUCUGUUUCAUUGUUUCUAUUUAAAAAGUUUUUGCCAGGGAGUUCUGCUAAUACUUUCUUAUCUGUUCUAGUGUACUAGUCUAGUAGCAUUUGCAUGUAGAUGUCUAUGGAUGACAGACUUUGGAAAUGCACUAAAAAUUUGCCACUAUGAAAUGUUUCUUUGUUGUGUGUAUGUUGGUAUUUAUACACACCCACAGAUACUCACAAAUAUUUUAAAAAUGGUUGUACUCAUUUAGUGAAAAUGAAAAGUAGACAUACUUUUAUAAAUCAAAGAAAUGCUUAGAAUUUUAUUUUGUCUACCCAUUUGACAGUUUUCCAUGUUUGCGUUGGAACUAUUUGUAUUCAUAAAAUAUAUUUCAAAAGUGUUAUUCAUUCGAAAGUUUCUAAAUAGACCACUAUUUUUUUGUGUUUGGCAAAUAAGUCUGUCAAGGAUGAGCUGAAUACAUAAGUCAUGAAAAUAAAGUAAAUUUAUAAACAUGAAGGUAAA
Molecule: messenger RNA, 4783 nt
Organism: Peromyscus maniculatus bairdii (prairie deer mouse)
Lineage: Eukaryota; Metazoa; Chordata; Mammalia; Rodentia; Cricetidae
Source: RefSeq, a predicted model, not a curated record